UUGAAAUAGUAAUUCAUUUUCCCACCACCAUAUUCUGUUUCAUCUUUCCUCUGUAGAUUCUCGGUGAAUUGUGUAUGAAUCAACUCUUGUUUUGUUAUUGUAAGGGCAGUAAAUCAUAUUAUUGUAGCUGUAAAUUCCUGUUGAUAGAUCUCUACAGAUUUUGUAACAGUAAACACCUGACAUUGUUUGAUAAUUGUUCUUUUUGAUUGAUUUUUAGGAUUUUAAGGAACUUGUUUAAGGUGAGGGUGGAAGCUUAGCUAGUGUUUCAUUGAUUUGAUUUCUAAAGUUGGAAUCUUUGUUUAUCUGGGCCCAUCUUUUCUACUUAAAAAAAUGAAAAGAUUGUUAUGUUUGGAGUUACAAGCUCAAGAAUCUUGAGGGGGUUUCUUUGAUUAUUUUCUGGGGUUGCUGUGAUUUUUUUUCCUUUUUAUCUUCCUGAAUUCUGGGUUUUCUAGAUUUGACAGUGGGUCUCUCUCUAUAGCUGGAAUUAACGAGGAAGUAAGGCCCACUUUUGGUCUAAAGGGGUACUGUUUUUCCCUUAUUCAGCUGGUAACAAGUCACUGUUCCUUGGAUGAGUUUGCUCCAUGUAUUUGUAUUUGGUUUGAAAGUGGGGCUUCUGCUCUGGGUGUUAUGUUGCUGGGUAGCAUCUAUGGUUUCCAUGAACUGGUUCAUUAAUGGUGAAUUUAAGGACGCCAAGCCGAGUAUCCUCGGUGAUACUGGCAGCAAGAUGUGGUUCAAAUUCUCAAACUAUAGCUUCAGGAUCCACCACCAAUACUAUCAGUAUGUGGGUUCCAAGAGAAUCAGCAAGACUUGGUGGAGGAAACUCUUGUUUUCAUGGGUAAUUGGUUGGGUUUUGGCUUCUGUUCUCAUCUUCUGUUAUAUGAGCUCUCAAGCUACUGAGAAGAGGAAGGAGACACUGGCUAGCAUGUGUGAUGAGAGAGCUAGGAUGUUGCAGGAUCAGUUUAAUAUAAGCAUGAACCAUAUCCAGGCUAUCUCCAUUUUGAUCUCAACUUUCCACCAUGGCAAAAAUCUCUCUGCUAUUGAUCAGAGGACUUUUGCAAAGUAUGCUGAACGAACUGCUUUUGAGAGGCCCCUUACAAGUGGUGUGGCAUAUGCUGUGAGGGUGUUUCACUCGGAAAGGGAACAAUUUGAGAAGCAACAGGGCUGGACUAUUAAGAGGAUGGAUACUCUUGAACAAGAUCCAGUUCAUAAGGAUGACUACAAUCCCGACCUCUUCGAUCCGUCACCAAUUCAGGAAGAAUAUGCUCCUGUUAUCUUUGCACAGGAUGUUGUAUCACAUGUGGUUUCUAUUGACAUGCUGUCGGGAAAGGAAGAUAGCAAGAAUGUAUUGCGUGCGAGAAAAUCGGGAAAAGGGGUGCUAACAGCUCCUUUUAGGUUACUCAAAACAAAUCGUCUUGGAGUUAUUUUGACAUUUGCAGUCUACAAAAGGGGUCUUCCCUCGAAUGCAACUCCUAAUGAGAGGAUUCAAGCAACUGAUGGAUAUCUCGGUGGAGUGUUCGAUAUUGAGUCACUUGUGAAGAAAUUACUACAACAGCUUGCGAGUAAACAAACUAUCCUCGUGAAUGUAUUGGAUACAACUAACCAGUCUUACCCUAUCAGUAUGUAUGGCUCAAACGCUUCAGAUGACGGGCUGGAGCAUGUCAGCCACCUUAAUUUCGGAGAUCCUUUCAGAAAGCAUGAGAUGCGCUGCAGGUUUAAGCAAAAGCCGCCAUGGCCAUGGUUAGCGAUAACCACUUCAAUUGGCAUCCUUGUGAUUGUGCUACUUGUUGGCCAUAUAUUCAAUGCGACUGUUAAUCGAAUUGCCAUGGUGGAAGAUGACUGCCAUAAGAUGAUGAAACUAAAAAAACAGGCUGAGGCAGCUGGUGUUGCCAAAUCUCAGUUCCUUGCAACUGUUUCCCAUGAGAUCAGGACCCCAAUGAAUGGUGUUCUAGGAAUGUUGCAUAUGCUUAUGGACACGGAUCUAGACGUUACACAGCUAGAUUAUGUCAGAACUGCUCAAGCUAGUGGAAAGGCUCUGGUUGCACUUAUAAAUGAGGUUUUGGAUCAGGCUAAAAUCGAAUCUGGUAAGCUAGAGCUUGAGGAAGUGCAGUGUGAUCUACGAGCAGUCUUGGAUGAUGUGUUGUCACUCUUUUCUGGGAAGGUUCAAGACAAAGGAGUAGAGUUGGCAGUUUACAUUUCUGAUCAAGUGCCUGAAGUGCUAAUUGGUGAUCCAGGGAGAUUCAGACAAAUCAUCAUUAAUCUCAUGGGGAACUCCAUUAAAUUCACGGAGAAAGGACACAUCCUGGUUACAGUUCAUCUUGUAGAAGAGAUGAUUGGUUCAAUAGAAGGCGAGACAGAAUCUUCAUCAAAGAACACCUUGAGUGGUUUUCCUGUUGCAGAAAGAUGCCAGAGCUGGAAAGAAUUUAGAACUUUCAGCCAAGAAGGAUCCAUGCAUCCUUUCUCCGACAGCAUUAAUCUUAUCGUGUCAGUUGAAGAUACAGGAGAAGGAAUCCCUUUAGAAGCACAGUCUGGUGUUUUCACCCCUUUUAUGCAAGUUGACCCUUCUAUUUACCGGACACAUGGGGGCACGGGCAUUGGACUAAGCAUAAGCAAGUGUUUGGUUAACCUGAUGAAAGGAGAAAUUGGUUUCGUUAGCAUUCCGAAGAUUGGAUCCACCUUUACAUUUACAGCUGUUUUCACCAGCAGCUCCUCUAGUUCAAAGAAGUACAAGAUCCAGAAAAUCAACAAUCGGUCUAACUCUGUUUCCACCGAGUUUCAUGGGAUGAGAGCAUUAGUUAUGGAUCAUCGACCUGCCCGGGCCAAGGUGGCAAAAUAUCAUUUACAACGUCUAGGAAUUCAUGUUGAAAUAGUUUCUAAAUGGGAACGAGGUUUGUUCAUCAUAAGCAAGGGGGUUAAUGCUAUAAACAUGGUUCUCAUCGAACAAGAAGUUUGGGAUAAGGGUCUGAAUGGUUCAGCUCACUUUUUCGAUAACUUGAACAAGAUAAAUCGUGGUACUCCUCCAAAGGUAUUUCUUUUGUCUAAUUCUAUAAGCUCUUCUAGAGCAAAUACUACUAUUUCUAGUGUUUGUAACUUGACCGUUAUCCCAAAGCCCUUGAGGGCUACCAUGUUAGCGGCAUCUCUACAACGAGCCAUGGGUGAUGGGAACAAAGGAAAUCCCUGUAAUGGGGAGUUACCUCGAGCGUCUCUUCAAAAUCUUCUUAUGGGGAGAAAAAUUCUAAUUGUAGAUGACAAUAAUGUGAAUCUAAAAGUAGCUGCUGGUGCAUUGAAAAAAUAUGGAGCCGAUGUGGUUACUGCUGCAAGAGGAAUAGAAGCUAUCGAACUGCUCACACCACCUCAUCAGUUUGAUGCCUGUUUCAUGGAUAUCCAAAUGCCAGAAAUUGACGGGUUUGAAGCUACUAGGAGAAUUCGGGAAAUCGAACAGAAUAUCAAUGAUCACAUUCACUUUGGUGAAGUAUCAGUGGAAGCUUAUAACAAUGUUUCAAACUGGCAUGUAGCAAUUUUGGCUAUGACUGCAGAUGUUAUCCAGGCUACGCAUGAGGAAUGUGUAAGGUGUGGAAUGGAUGGAUAUGUAUCAAAACCAUACGAAGCGGAGCAAUUAUACCGGGAAGUUUCACGAUUUUUCCAGUAGGCAUCAGACCAGAGUCUUUUCGGAAGAUUUCUGCUCAUGACAUGCCAGUGGCAUCAAUAGGACUGCCUGUACUCUGACAUUACUUCGGGGAUACCUUAAUAAAUUCCUAAUCUUUCACAAGGAAACAUCUGUUUCGUCGGAGGAGUGUAUAUAAAACCAUUCUUGAAUAUGGGAUCGAGUCUCUUGUAUUUUACAAUGAAGAUAUUGAAACCUUUCGAUUUUUUCCUUUGCUGGAAAAUUCCGAGUUCAAAGAAUUGAGGAUUUGCUUGCUAUCCCAGCAAUAGAAGAGUUUGUUCUUUUGUAUAUUAUAGCUGUAAUAAAAAUGCUAGAUGUGGCACUUUUGUAUUAGGGUUUUUAUUAAAGAGUUUGUUAAACUAGGAAUCCUUGUACGGUGACAACAAUGCA
This is a messenger RNA of Hibiscus syriacus, 4051 nucleotides long. RefSeq names its product histidine kinase 3-like. Gene Ontology annotation, molecular function: phosphorelay sensor kinase activity. Bases 569 to 3646 code for a protein of 1025 amino acids. Gene Ontology annotation, biological process: phosphorylation; phosphorelay signal transduction system. The transcript is spliced from 11 exons. NCBI's taxonomy places the organism in Eukaryota, Viridiplantae, Streptophyta, Magnoliopsida, Malvales, Malvaceae. The record is from RefSeq and is a predicted model, not a curated record.